GAGCAGGUUCUGGAGCUUCAGAAGCUUGACGCGCAGGAGAGCAAGGAUCUUCGGCAACGAGGCCUCUACCAGGAGAAGGCCCUGAUCCCCGCCGUGAGGUCGGCGACCCCACUGAUCCCGCCCCAGGACCCUGAGAUGUGCGACCCCGUCGAGCCCCCCAGCGUCGUGGAGGUUCAGCAGGAUGCCCAGGCUCUUUUAGGACGGCCAGAGCGUAGUAGGUUCCAGUACUACUUUAUCCUGCACUUGUUCUCGGGUAGGCGUCGGAUGGGGGACCUGCAGGAUUGGAUCGAGCAUUUCCAGACCCAGGCCCCCCAGGACAGGCCCGUCUGGACCCUGAGCCUGGAUGUGGCCAGCGCGCCAGUGCUGGGUGAUCUCAGCGUCGAGGAUACCAUCGAGCACUGGCUGAAACUUGCGCGGGCGUUCAUG
Molecule: messenger RNA, 426 nt
Organism: Prorocentrum cordatum
Lineage: Eukaryota; Dinophyceae; Prorocentrales; Prorocentraceae
Source: the annotation of a GenBank genome assembly